AUGGCUUCUUCUUCCUUCCGAGACUCUAUAAACUCCCUUGGCUGGAGUCGUCGCGAUGAGCCUGUCAACACUUCGCAGCAAAGCGGCUUGCUCUCUUCCAUACAGAGUUUGAACCCCUUCCAAGGAAGUAGUGGUUAUGUUCGACUUCCCACUACCGAGAGUGCCGGCGCGCCUCUGCCUGCGCCCAGCCGACGCGAAGAGGAGGAGGGCUGGUUUGUUCUUAGCCGAUGGGAUCGAUUGUUGAUCUUUGGAGCUUGCAACCUCGCUGCUGUGGCAUGUUUCGUCAUCUGCUUCACUCUAUUCCCUGUCCUCUCAUUGAGACCACGCAAGUUUGCCAUCUUAUGGUCCGUGGGAUCUCUCAUGUUUCUGGCGUCGUUUGCCGCUGUGAUGGGCCCUAUGAACUACGUCUAUCAUCUUCUUUCGACCCCUCGACUACCGUUCACAGCGGCCUAUUUCGGUUCCAUCAUAUUAACACUUGUGUUUGCUUUGAAACUUCAUAGCACGCUUCUCACCUUGUUUUCUGCCCUCAUCCAACUUGCAUGCUUGAUCUGGUACUUGAUCAGUUACUUCCCUAUGGGAUCUACUGGUUUGCGUUUCGCUACAUCAUUUGGAGCGAGACAGGCAACAGCCUGGAUGACCGGGUAG
This is a messenger RNA of Fusarium venenatum, 645 nucleotides long. Its product is annotated as Got1/Sft2-like family-domain-containing protein. Gene Ontology annotation, biological process: vesicle-mediated transport. The record is from RefSeq and is a predicted model, not a curated record. Lineage: Eukaryota; Fungi; Ascomycota; Sordariomycetes; Hypocreales; Nectriaceae. Gene Ontology annotation, cellular component: membrane.